Globicephala melas (long-finned pilot whale) is the source of this 2424-nucleotide messenger RNA. RefSeq names its product U-box domain containing 5 (gene UBOX5). NCBI's taxonomy places the organism in Eukaryota, Metazoa, Chordata, Mammalia, Artiodactyla, Delphinidae. Gene Ontology annotation, molecular function: ubiquitin-ubiquitin ligase activity; ubiquitin protein ligase binding. The record is from RefSeq and is a predicted model, not a curated record. Gene Ontology annotation, biological process: protein polyubiquitination. Gene Ontology annotation, cellular component: nucleus.
CCAGCACGUUGAAGCCGGGCUCACCCAGGGCCAUGAGAGUUGAUGAAGAGGAUGUAGAAACUUUUGAUUCCUUUGAAGACCCUCGAGUUUUCCUACAGCUAAGACCAGAAUACCAGCUUCACAGCUAUAACAGGCUAUUUCUGAUGCUUGGAAGCCAUCCUUUCAGCCGUAAGGAUGGUAAUAAAUCUUUGCCUCCCACAGUUCAGACCAAGAAUUUACUGCAACAAGAUAUCAGCUGAUGGUUAUGAAGUAGAAAAUCUCAUCUCUGAAGACCUCACAAAGAGAAGUCAUGGUUUUAGGACAGAGUAUUUCAUUAAGCCACCAGUCUAUGUGACAGUUUCCUUUCCCUUCAAUGUGGAAAUCUGUAGGAUUAACAUAGACCUCACAGCUGGGGGAGGCCAGAAUGUCACUGGCCUGGAAAUGUAUACAUCUGCCUUGUCCAGCAGAGUGUCUUGGAAUACCCCCGAGUGCCAGACCCCAGGCCCAGAUGAGCCAUCCAUUCCGGAGAAAGAAGCGUUCACUUUGGUGGGCAAAGUCUUGUUGAAAAACCAGAGCCAAGUGGUGUUUAGCCACAGGGGCUUCAAAGCCAGGCCACCUUUUGGCCCGAUGGAAGCCACACUUCCCUCCCCUGCUGUUGUGGCCCAGGAGCUCUGGAAUAAAGGGGCUCUUUCUCUUAGUCAUGUGGCCCAUCUCAAGAUUUGUAUCACCCAUGUGACAGGCAGUGGUAUCCCUUGUAUCAAGCGGUUGGAAGUAUGGGGUCAGCCAGCCAAAACCUGCUCUCAGGAGGUGAUAGACAGUGUUUUGCUGGUUGCCUCAGAGAGCCUCCCUCAGGACUUGUCUCUACAGGCCCCAGCCUUGCCCAUGGAGAGUGACUGUGAUCCUGGGGGCCAGUCUGAGGGCCAGCAGGCCCCCUCCAGCCUCCUGGAGCUGGCUGAGGUAAUUCGGGAUGUACCUGAAGAGUUCCUGGAUCCCAUCACCCUGGAGAUCAUGCCUUACCCCAUGCUGCUGCCCUCAGGCAAGGUCAUUGACCAGAGCACGCUGGAGAAGUGUAACCGUAGUGAAGCCACAUGGGGCCGAGUGCCCAGUGACCCUUUCACAGGAGUAGCCUUUACUCCGCACUCCCAGCCCCUGCCUCACCCCUACUUGAAGGCCCGGAUCGACCAUUUCCUGCUCCAGCACUCCAUCCCUGGCUGCCACCUGCUUGGGAGAGCACAGACUGCAUUGGCAGUGACCCCUUCUUCCAUUGCUCUGCCCUCUCAGAAAAGGAAGAUGGAGCAGGGUGAACAUGCCCCAGACAGUAGCCUUGGCUUAAAUGCUUCCUGUUUUUCUACCACAAGCCUUCUGGUCUCACCCACUACCUCAGAGCACACUGCUAAGAAAAUGAAAGCUGCCAGUGAGCUCAUGGAUUGUUCAACAGGUCCAGUAUCCCAUGAGCAAAAGCUGUCGCAAAGCUUGGAAAUUGCCUUGACGUCAACCCUUGGCUCCAUGCCCUCCUUCACAGCUCGGCUGACCAGGGGACAGCUCCAGCACCUCAGCACAAGAGGGAGCAAUACUUCCUGGAGGCCAGGCUCCAGCUCGGAGCAGCCUGGGAGCAUCCUGGGCCCCGAAUGCACAUCCUGCAAAAGAGUGUUCUCUCCCUACUUCAAAAAGGAGCCCGUGUACCAGCUUCCCUGUGGCCAUCUCCUGUGCCGGCCCUGCCUGGGUGAGAAGCAACGCUCCCUGCCCAUGACAUGCAUAGCCUGCCAGCGGCCAUUUGCCAGCCAGGACGUUCUGCGGGUUCACUUCUGAGUGACUGGCCUCAACCUGAGAAGACCCAUCGCUGGGAGGAGCUGAGGAGGAGCGAGUGGGGGGUCAAAGCUCCUGGGGUCUGGCCAGGUCCCAGGCACAGGGGGGCCUCUGCUUUCUCGCGGGCUUUCCCUUUGUCUCCUCCCACAGCAUAGCACAUGGGCCUGCGGUGUGAGGGGUCAGGGAAGGGGCUCUCCACGCCUGCUCAAGUGGCAAUAGGAUAACAAAGCCAUAGUUUGAGCUGGGAGGGAUGGGGGAGAUGUCCCUGCCCUCCUGUGCCUCCCUGCCAGCACCCCCCUGCCAGAGCCCAGGGCCUGCUAGAGCCAGCCCCACCCUCUGAGGCCCCCCAGGUCGUCUGCACACACCCCUCAGCCUACAAGGUGGAUGUGAAUGUGGCUCGGGAUCUCAGAGAGAGCCUCCACCUUCAGUGUCACCCAAAAGUGGAGCAUGGCAAGGAUCUGUGGAGUAAAUGACUCAGCUCCUCUGACUGGCAAACCACUCCGAGCCUUAAUAAAGCAAUGGUUGACGUCCGCUGUGGGCUUCCUCUUGUCUGUGUCAUCAUACUCCUCUACCCUACCUGCACCCACACAAAGUGGGACUGUCACAGGGCAGCCGUGAGCAGUCACUGCAACCCUGUCA